GGUUCACCUACAUCUGUACUUGUCUCGUCUCGUCCCUUAUAAACUGCUUCAGAAAAGGCAGGAAGAGCUAUCAUGAGAAGAUGAAAGGAUUCUUAAUCAUCAACGCCACAGACCUUGCAGGUGAACACCACUCUGACAAUCAAACAAUUGAAGGUCCCCACUUCACCAAUGGGACUUUUAACACAUGCUGCACAGCUGGGUUUCGCGGGUUUGGUUGAUUUACAAUCCCGGGUAACUGCCUGUUUCGUACUCAAAUGACUCAGGAGGAGAUUGCUCUUCAACCCAGUCAGCCUGGGAAAACCCUUCUGCGAGCUUAACCUGGCUUGAAAUGGUCUUAUUCGAAGAAUGGCUGAGGCGAAAACGGAACAGGAGAGAAUGAAUCUUGAAGCUGGAAGUGGUCAAACUCGCACUUCGAAUUUGCAAACUCAGGGGCUAGUCCACUGCCUGUUGUUAACGAAUGCGGACAGCCCAAAUGAAUGUUUGGGUAGGUUGAUUGAAGCCAAAUGCCACCAACGACGAGCUCAUGACGAGCUCACGACGAAAACUGGUGGGAGAUAACUACCGUGGGACGGUUAAUGUAUUCAUUGUUUAUUCUCGUGAUAUUCAAUCUUCAUUCACCCCCGGAUUAUCAUCCAACAGGAUAUGCUGACAGGCAAUUUACAGCCAGAGGUGAAUCUAGUACAUGAAAAAUUAUAUGCUGCUGAAGGUGAGAUGGGUGAGAGGGAUUCAAUGUUCUGAAUCUGGUAGUCUAUGCGGUGUUACAUAGUUAUAUUUAAGCCGCCUCGAUGAUGGGUUUCGGGUAACGGAAGAGUUCCUUUUGAGACCAUUACUUUAAGUUGAAGGGAAAGUUCCACAUAUAUUACUAUAUUAUUAUAUUCGUAGAUAGCUGGCAGUUUAUACACAACUGAAGCGUGCAAAGCAACCCCCUCUAAGUGAGAUAUCGUCACUGUCCCCGCGCCGCCGAUAUCUGCAAAGGGUUCUAGCGCCUAACAGAUACAGAAACACAGAGGCCAGGCCCUAACUAAUUCCCUAAGACUCUCCCCUGACCACAUGAUAAGGGCAAGAUACGCUAGGUUUUUAGCCAGGUUUAACUAACUAGCCAUUCAACAGGGAGCUAGGGACUUUUAUCACCAGGUGCCGCCACAUCAAACGAGAAACACUACGGAGUACUGGGCAGGUAUAUGCCACAUUAUCUUCUCGUUUUGGGCUUACCUGCAGGUCUUACAGUUAUCUAAAGCAUGAAUUUGGUCCUUGAUCUCACUGCGUUGAGUCUUUUAGUUCUACAACGAGGGACAGGUAACUACUAUGCGUAAGUAUGCGUGUUAACCUACCAACUCACCUGAGGCCAGGCUGUGGAGCUACCCUCGGAAAGUGCCACGCCGUGUCAAGCUUCCC
Messenger RNA from Blastomyces gilchristii SLH14081, 1395 nucleotides. RefSeq lists its product as uncharacterized. The transcript is spliced from 2 exons. The record is from RefSeq and is a predicted model, not a curated record. The coding region runs from base 346 to 558 and encodes 70 amino acids. Lineage: Eukaryota; Fungi; Ascomycota; Eurotiomycetes; Onygenales; Ajellomycetaceae.